CGGCAACAAUGGCGCGAGUGUUCGUGGGCAACCUCCCCGAGGAUGUGCGUGAGCGCGAACUCUCUGACAAGUUCGAGCGCUACGGACGCAUCACGAGCGUGCGCAUCAAGUUCCCGGCGCGACCCCCGCCAUUCGCUUUCCUGACAUACGAAAACGAACAAGAUGCCAGUGACGCAGUGCGAUCGAUGAACAACACAACGUUCGGAGGCAGUCGCAUCCGAGUGGAAAUGUCACGUGGCAUCGACGACGCUCGUCCUCGAGGCACUCAGUAUCGCGUCAAGAUCUCUGGAUUGCCAGACACAAUGAGCUGGCAAGAUCUCAAGGAUUUCCUCCGUAAAGGGGGAGAUGUCGUCCACAGUGACGUGGAUCGUCGUGGUAAUGGCUCGGCGUCUUUUGCCACUCCGGACGAGAUGCUACGUGCCAUUCGAAAACUAGACGGCACCGAUCUGGAUGGCGAACGCGUUCGAAUCCGGGAAGAUGACGCCGGGGGACGUUCACGGUCCGCCUCACGCUCGCGUUCGAGGUCUCCGGCUCGACGUACGAGUCGUAGACGCUCGCCGUCUCGCUCGCGUUCCCGCUCUGGUUCGCGGUCUCCACGUCGCUACAGUAACCGAGGCAGUCGCCGUGAUCGCUCCCGGUCUCGUUCGCGUUAAAUCAUUUUUUUUUCAGGUUUCCCAUCGUGGUAAAAAGUCAAGAAAUGGCAACAGUUUGGGUUUUAGCGACCAGUGUGUCAACGGAA
This is a messenger RNA of Phytophthora infestans T30-4, 739 nucleotides long. RefSeq names its product splicing factor, arginine/serine-rich, putative. Gene Ontology annotation, molecular function: mRNA binding. The record is from RefSeq and is a predicted model, not a curated record. The transcript has 4 exons. Gene Ontology annotation, cellular component: ribonucleoprotein complex; cytoplasm; nucleus. The coding region runs from base 9 to 653 and encodes 214 amino acids. NCBI's taxonomy places the organism in Eukaryota, Oomycota, Peronosporomycetes, Peronosporales, Peronosporaceae.